GCCGAAGCAAUCAUGCAGCUGACUACUGCCUCCAUCCAAGGCAAAGCGGCUCAGUCCCUAGACGUCCUGCUGAAUCGUGUCCAAGUCGAGAAUCAACGCUACCUUUUCACAGCUGCCCUCUCUGAGCUACGUACCGAGCUUCAAGUCCGAGCAAGAAACGAUGCAGCUGCUCUACGCUCUAUUACCACUCUUCUCCAGCGUGAAGUGGACAGCUUAAGUCAACGCAUGAGAGAAGACAUUGAGCGUAUGAAGCACGACAUUCAAGUCGACAUGAACAACCGCAAAGGCGAAGCCAAGGAGGAGCAGAAUUCUCUCGAUCAAGAAAUCCAAGAUUUGAACAAUCGCUUUACCAUCUCUCUCUCUGACUUAAAGACGGAGAUUGAGCAGUCGAUCAAGUGGGACUUGACGAGGAGGGCACUCGCACUCGUCUUUGGACUAGCAAGUAUCGUUGUAGUGACUUUACUUGCGGCGGAU
Microstroma glucosiphilum is the source of this 474-nucleotide messenger RNA. RefSeq lists its product as hypothetical. Gene Ontology annotation, cellular component: mitochondrion. The transcript has a single exon. The record is from RefSeq and is a predicted model, not a curated record. Lineage: Eukaryota; Fungi; Basidiomycota; Exobasidiomycetes; Microstromatales; Microstromataceae. The annotation marks the transcript as partial.